GCGCGCUCUGGUUGAGUGAGAGCAGUAGAGAGAGGAGAGAGAAGAGGACGGAGAACGACGAACGACAUUUAACUUCAUAACGUUUUAAUUUGAACAUUUGUUGGGACUGAACUACGUGCGCAGGAUGUGGGUGUUAAACUGAGGUUAUUUUUUAGCGGAACCCUUGGGGAAUUUGACCCAGCGGAGGAACGCCAUGGACGGGAUAACCGGAGUGACAGUGCCCCUGUGACGGUCCGGUAAUAACAUUUCGACAGGGAGCUUUACUGGGUCUGUUUGAUCGUCUUUCAUACAGUGAAUGAUUCACGGUUCUGGUUCCUACCACUGCUACUGGAUUUUACUCUGUGGAGCUUUUUAUAUUUACUUAUAAAUUAAGAGUUUAUGGAUAUUCUCCAGCUUCACUGUGAAUAAAUCGACGUCAACAAUAUGUAUGCUGUAAGGAAAAGAAGAAAACCGGCCCAGAAGGGAGCCAAACCGGCCCCAGCUGAAAGUGCCAAGUCUAACCCGUCCAAACGGCACCGGGACCGCCUGAACUCGGAGCUGGACCGCCUGGCCAGCCUGCUGCCCUUCCCCCAGGACGUCGUCUCCAGCCUGGACAAACUGUCCAUCCUCAGGCUCAGCGUCAGCUUCCUGCGCACCAAGAACUUCUUCUCUGUGACUCUGAAGAACCAGCUGAAGAAGAGUAGUGAUGAAGGCAGAGCGUCUGAUGGGCACAUACCUGAGGGGGAGCUGCUGCUGCAGGCCCUGAAUGGCUUCGUGAUGGUGGUGACAGCGGACGGAACCGUCUUCUUCUGCUCUCACACCAUCCACGAUUACCUCGGCUUCCACCAGACUGAUGUGAUGCACCAGAGUGUGUUUGAGCUGAUCCACACUGAAGACCAGCAGGAGUUCAGGAGCAACCUGCACUGGGCCCUCAACCCCCCCAGCAGCCUCGGCCCCCCCACAGACCCCUCAGCAGAUGGCGAGUCGGGGUCCUCCUCUUCCUGUCUGGUGAGCUACACCCCCGAGCAGCUUCCCCCUGAAAACUCCUCGUUCCUGGAGAGAGGAUUCGUCGUCCGCUUCCGCUGUUUGUUGGACAACUCCUCCGGAUUCCUGGCGUUGAACAUCCAGGGUCGCCUGAAGUUCCUCCACGGUCAGAGCGGGACGCAGAGCCACGGCGAGGGCAGCACCCCCCCUCAGCUCGCCCUGUUUGCCAUCGCCACGCCCCUCCAGUCCCCCGCCAUCCUGGAGAUCAGGACCAGGAACAUGAUCUUCAGGACCAAACACAAGCUGGACUUCACUCCCAUGGCCUGCGACGCCAAGGGUAAAAUAGUCCUGGGCUACACCGAGGCGGAGCUGAGAGCUCGAGGUUCUGGUUAUCAGUUCAUUCACGCUGCGGACAUGCUGUACUGCGCCGAAAACCACGUCAGGAUGAUGAAGACGGGCGAGAGCGGCCUCACCGUCUUCAGGCUGCUCACCAAGGAGAACCGCUGGAAGUGGGUGCAGGCCAACGCCCGGCUCGUGUACAAGAGCGGGAAGCCGGACUACAUCAUCGCCACGCAGAGGCCCCUGGUGGAGGAGGAAGGCGGGGAGCACCUGAGGAAGCGCUCCAUGCACCUGCCCUUCACCUUCGCCACGGGAGAGGCGAUGCUCUACCAGACGGGAUACCCGCUGCACGGCUUCCCCGACGCCUUCCAGGGCAAAUCCAGAGGCAGCAAGUCAAAGAAGGGUAAGCUGGACAAGAGCUCCUCCGAGGACCAGGACCCGAAGGGGCUGCUGGGAGCUCUGAUGAGCCAGGACACGUCGGUGUACGUAUGCCAGCCGGACCCCGAGCCCAGGAUGUCGUGCCACAGCGGGUUUUUCAGCCAGCAGCAGGACGGGGAGGGUUUUGGAGGCUUGGUGGGGGGAGACAGCUGGAGCCUCACCUCUAACGUGGAGAUGGGGGGAGGAACCACUUUAGGAUACGACCCGCUGCUGGCCACUCUGGACUCUCUGUCUAUAGACGGGGAGGAAACGUGCUCCAACAGCGAGCUCUUCAGCGCGUUGGAGAACCUGGGCCUGAACGCCGAGGACCUGGAGCUGCUGCUGCUGGACGAGAGAAUGAUGCAGGUGGAGCUGGGCCCCCACCACGUCCCCUCGCUCAGUGACCUCCUCUCCAACAACGAGAUCCUCUCCUACAUCCACGACUCUCUGGAGAGCGGCACAGAAGGAGACUCCGCUCAGCCAGGCUCCCAGCAGGCGGCGCUCCCACCGGCAGCUCCACCCAUCAUGCAUCUGUCGCAGCAGAUGCAGCAGCACAUCAGUGCAGGCGAGCUGGGGAAAGCUGCCCAGAUCACAGCGGACAGCAAGACUUUAACUAACGGGCACUGGAACCACCAUCACCACCACACUGCGCCCAAAGCCUUGCAUCUAAACGGUGGACAUAAACAUCAGCCGGACUCCAGUCAGCAGUGGCAGCUCCAGCAGCCCUCGCUCCACCUCCACUUCCAGAAUCAGCUCCCAACAAACGGACACUCUGCCUUCCCUCCCAACGUGGAGGCGGGAUACAACGGCGUCUCGGCGCUGAAUGGCGUCUCCUCUGCGGACGUCUGUCACUACCAGAGUUUGAUGACUCAGCACAAACACCAGCAGCCAUGUUUGUCCCAGUGUCCGGCGCAGAGCUCCACCCUGGAGCUGGAGCAGCUGCUGGGUCUGUCCCCCCCGCAGCACAGCCUGCAGACGUUAGAGGCCUACAGCAUGUUCAACGGCAGCACACAGGACUCCACACACAGCAAGCUGGAGAACGGUUGCCUCCUCGGCGCCACCAACGCAGCGUACAUCCGGACGUGUCUGAUGCCCAACGGAAACGGAGUGACGACACACCACCUCCCCGACCCGCUGCCGGACCCUCAGAAGUCUGGAUUCUUCCUCUGAAAGGAUGAGGAAGAGAAACUGAGGGUGUGAAGAAGGAAAGGAAGGUACACAAGCAAAGACAGACCAACUCUUCUUGAUUUAACAUUAAAAGAGGGAAGGGAAAAAGGACUUUAUAUCCGGUUUCUGCCUUGGAACCGAUAAGGCCACUGAAGGAAGAUGUUUUUAUAUCCGUCACACUGCGUAUUCAUAUAUUGGUAGUCGUGCGAUCACUGAGUUUAAUUUUCAUGUUUGGAAAAGAUUUGUGUUCUUGUAGCCAAAACUCAUCGCUGUCUGAUCUGUAUAUACACACUGGUAAAGUCCGGAAGAGAAGAGUACGAAAGCAACCGACCCAGGUUGAUAACAUAAUAAUUAUAACACAUAUAAAUGUCCCUUAUAUCUUGCUGUAGAAAAUAGACUUCAGCGAGGCGGGUAACUUUAUUAAACUGGUCUCUGUUAUAUUAAAAUAACUGCAGUUAACAGGCUAAAAAAACACCAAUGGAGAUUUUAUAACAUUUUCAUUUAUGUGUGUGUGCAAAUAAGACUUUAACUUAUGCUACGAUACAUGAUAUACCGGUAAAUGAAGAAGCUGCUGCACACUUUCUUUCCUCGUACGCGGAUGUUAAUCAUAUAGAGAGAGAGAUUUGGACUGAAUACCAACAGAUAUUAAAUGUUUGUUAGUAGAUGUACAUUAGAUGUAGGUGAGCAGAUGUCCUGGUGCUUCAACUAAACAGCAUUUCAUUCUUAUAUAUUGUUGAUGAGAUUCAAAUGGAUGGUGAAAAUCAGAGCGUUUUAUUGGUUCCUCCUGAAGCUGCAUUGAGCCGCCUCGAGGUCGACACGAUGUUGUGCACUUACCUGUAUAUUAGAGACUUUAUCAGAGGGUCUGAUUUGUCCGUCAGCAGGUCUGAAAUCAAAGCAUUUUUGUUUCCUGAGCAGAGACAGUGUGAAAUGUCCCAUAAUGCCUUGUGUCACUUCCUCCUCCUGCAGAGUGCACUUACAGCACACAGUCAUCCAUUAAGGAAAUCAGUGUAAAUAAUAGAUUACAACAAGAGAAGGCCGGAGAGGAAGUGCAGGGAAGUAUUUCUCAAGUUUUCCCGCCAUCCCAGACGAUUCAGAGGGUACAUACAUGCGCUUAAAUGUUUUUCAUUUCAUAUCUGGCUAUUAUAUGUGUGGGGAUUUAAAGUAAGAGACACAAACCAAACUAAGCUGUUCAGACAUUAUACAUUUCUGCUUCAUGCAGGGUUUGAAAUGUCCUUCUUUAUUCGUACUGUAAUUAAUAACAAACCAGAUAAGAUAACAAAAUCAAGAAUCAUAACCACGUCCAUCAGUGGGAAAUGCUGCGUUCAUGUCACGUCAGAUUCGCACUGGAUAAAUCUAUUAGUUAAUACAUCAAUAACGAUAAAUAUCCUGAUAUAUAUAUAUAUUUAUAUUUAGUUGGUUACUUAAAUAAAAAUGACAAAUGAAAGGUAUUUUCUCAAUUAAAGAACUUGAGUGCAAAAUGGACAUGCAAUAAAGGCCUAGAUUAAUCACGAAAGGAACAAUAUAGGAAAAUAAAAACUAAUUUGUAUCGGUUUUACGAAAUAUAUUGUCAUAUCAGCCAGCCUUAAGUCAGAUGUACUGGACUGUAAGUGCGCAAGAAUUUAAAAGUACACAACCGGAAAAGAUCUGCCACUUCCUUCAGACUUCCUCACAAAGCCCCUCCUCCAACACACACGAACGCGCACAUGACCAAUGAGGGCACGAGAUAAGUUUGUGCCCCGAUGGAAGGCUGACAGGCAGGUAGGCCAUCCAGUCUGGGCCGGCUAAAAUGAUUAGUUGUGCUUUUUACGGCUUCCACAGAUGAAAUAUUUGUAUAUAUUUAUUGUCAAAGCAUUUAAUGUAUUCAUUGCUAUCGGGAUGUUAACAAUAUAACAAAAAGUGUUUCUGAAGGGAAUUACCCACCCCACCUUUAACUGGAAAUAUUAUCAAGUCAAUUGUUGUUGUUUAUUCAGAUGAAGACCAUGUGUCCAAAAUAAUUAGCUUUGAUUUCAAAUCAAAAUGACAAGUUACACUUACAGUUAUCUAUAUCUAUAGAUAUCUAUUAUAUUUAUUACUUUGUGUCUGAUUUUGACCAAUAAUUUCUCAUCCAGCAGAGUUCUGAUGUGACUUGAUGCAGCAUUACUCACGGUAAAACCUAAAAGGUGCAAAAGCUGGACGACAGCGUAAGCAUCUAGCAUUUAGCUCGGACUCAGAAACCAAAAGAGAAACGUGUGAGCACGCGUGUGUGCCGUGUCUGCAUAGUUGAAUGUCUGUAAACAUGAAGCUUUUAUUUCACUACAGAAAGGUGCUUAUAAGAUAUUUGUGGAUUUUAGUAGCGUUAGCUGAUGAAGACACAACUUUAAAAUGCAUUUACAGAUUUGCCUCUUGUUUUAGCAAUUUUUUGUAAACCUUUCUUAUAAAACAGAAUAUUUAAACCAGUGUUGAGAUCAAAUGCUGUAUGAAAGAUUAUAAAAUGACAAUCCUUUUACAAGGCGCUUUAAAAAAAAAAAAAAAAAAGGUGUGUGUGUAUAACUCUGUUAUAACUGUGUUUUUUAAUGGUGUUGUUGCAAGCACUACUUUAAAAUCACCGCUCUUACAAACUCUUUCUCCAGCACUGAAAGUACUCUUGUGGUAAAAAAGCAUUUUCUGACUCCAUGUUGUGAAUAUUGUUCCAGAGAGUCUUGUGUUUUAUAUUUACGUCACUUUAGCUCAAUACUUAAACGGUGCCAUAACGUUACUUCAAAACACUCAAGCUUUUAUUUUAAAUCCACUCUGUCCAUUUAAUAGUGUUUUAUAUUUUCAUUGUUUUCUCAGCCAUUUGGAGUCAAACUUGGAACCAAACUCUCCGUAAGCUGUCUUGUCGUGGUUCAUUUUUUUAAUUCUCCAUGCACACAGACUUUAUUUUGCUACUUUUAUCACUGAAGGUCGUAGCUAAAGAAAACGUUUUAAAAAUGCAGUUUGUCUUUGAGCUGUGUGUUGAAAAUGUGCUCCUGGAAAUAAAGGAUUUUUGUGCAAUCACA
Molecule: messenger RNA, 5903 nt
Organism: Gymnodraco acuticeps
Lineage: Eukaryota; Metazoa; Chordata; Actinopteri; Perciformes; Bathydraconidae
Gene: ahr1b
Product: aryl hydrocarbon receptor 1b
Exons: 11
Coding region: 424-2889 (821 amino acids)
Biological process (GO): regulation of transcription by RNA polymerase II
Cellular component (GO): nucleus; aryl hydrocarbon receptor complex
Molecular function (GO): protein dimerization activity; transcription cis-regulatory region binding; nuclear receptor activity
Source: RefSeq, a predicted model, not a curated record